This is a messenger RNA of Pararge aegeria (speckled wood butterfly), 1305 nucleotides long. It is a transcript of the gene Or-44, whose product is annotated as odorant receptor 46a-like. Gene Ontology annotation, biological process: detection of chemical stimulus involved in sensory perception of smell; sensory perception of smell. The transcript is spliced from 9 exons. Gene Ontology annotation, cellular component: plasma membrane. Lineage: Eukaryota; Metazoa; Arthropoda; Insecta; Lepidoptera; Nymphalidae. The coding region runs from base 1 to 1305 and encodes 434 amino acids. The record is from RefSeq and is a predicted model, not a curated record. Gene Ontology annotation, molecular function: olfactory receptor activity; odorant binding.
AUGAAAAAGAUUUUAAAAGAUACACAUGAGAAAUGUUCUCUCUUAAAACCAUACCUUCCGUAUGGUGUCUUAGAUCCAUGGGACGAUUUAGACCCUCGCUUAUACCACGCUGUUCAUAUUUACUGGCUGAAAUUUUACGGGAUGUGGUAUUAUAAUUUCAAACCAACGAAUCCUUAUUUCUGGCUACGUUUCUUGUAUACAAUGGUGGUAUUGUGGCUAGUUUGCUUCCUGCCUUGCAUCGGGGAAGUUGUUUAUUUACUCAGACGAGGCGAAAAUAUCAGUGAUAUUGCAGAGGGUCUGUACCUAUUUCUGAGUGAAAUGUAUACCUAUUUUAAAAUUGCUGUUUUUUGGCUGAAUAAGGGUAAAAUUUUAAAACUUCUAAAAUUUUUACAUUGCGAGGAAUUCAAACCCGAGGAGAAAGAGCACCGAGUGAUUUUGAGGAAAAGUAUUAAAACGGCGCGCUUCGUAAUGACGUACUAUUCUGCUAUGUGUGUCGGAGCAGUCUCGGUUGCAAUCAUUCUGCCGCUGACUGAGAACUUUAACAUACUGCCUACAAAUGUGGAAUACCCCUAUUUUGAUGUUAACAAAACGCCAGUAUAUGCCAUUACUUACAUGCAUCACAUAUAUUACAAGCCUGCAACUUGCAUUAUAGAUGGUGUAAUGGAUACUAUACUUGCAGCUUUCAUUGCAUCCGCUAUCGGUCAAAUAGAAAUUUUAGCAUACAAUCUACGGAACUUCAAAAUUUUAGCCACAAGGAAUCGUAAAAGAGAUGUAGUAAAGUAUAUACAGCGGGACUAUAACCUAGAUGUUAAAUACAAUCCAUAUUAUUAUAUACAUUUGAUAUUGAAAAAGAAUAUCGUUCAUUAUAAUGCUAUUAUAAGAUACGUGUCCAUGAUUGAAGGUGCAUUUAGUUUAGCUUCUGCCUUGCAGUUCAUGCUUAGCGUUAUGGUUCUUUGUUUGGUGGGAAUUCAAUUUUUAUCCAUUGAAAAUCCGAGUAGUCACCCUAUGCAAAUCGUAUGGAUGGCCAUUUAUUUGACGUGUAUGCUGAUAGAGGUAUUCAUAUUGUGCUGGUUCGGCAACGAACUUAUAUUGAAGAGUCUUGAGCUACGCCAAGCUGCUUUUGAUGGGCCAUGGCUUGAGACUGACCCCAAGACUACGAUGUUUAUAAUAAUAUUACUGGAACGCUGCAAACAGCCCCUGAGGGUGACAGCCGGAAAAAUAUUCACAUUAUCAUUAGACACGUAUACAUAUCUCAUAAACUGGUCAUACAAAGCAUUUGCAGUGAUGAGAAAUAUGAAAAAAUAA